AUUUGUGUCUAGCCUUCAAUUUGCAAAGCAACGCGAAAACUUAAAAAAUACUUUUCCACUACAAUUUAUAGACAUUUGUCUUAAAUCUGGCGUUAAUCUGCGCUUUUGGAACAAUUUGCACCGCCCGCCGCUGAAAUAGGAAGAAGCUGUACACUUUUGACAAACUUUUUCAAAAAUUUUGUUCAUACAAUUAAAUAAAAAUGUCUGCAAAGGCUAUUUGCGAGGCCACCGGAAAGGAUAUCUUGAAUCGUCAUUUGAAUGAAAAUGGUGCUGGUUUCCAGACAUGCCGUUUUGCCACAGUCAAUACGACAACGGAUUGGUCCAAAUUGGCUGCCGAACAGCCCUGGUUAUUGAACACGCCUUUGGUGGUGAAGCCCGAUCAGCUCAUCAAGCGACGUGGAAAAUUGGGAUUAAUUGGAGUCAAAAAAAGCUUUGAGGAAGUCAAAAAAUGGAUCAGCGAACGUAUGAACAAAGAUCAACAAAUCGGCAAUGCUGUGGGAAAAUUAAGAAAUUUCAUCAUAGAACCUUUUGUGCCACACACAGACGCCGAAGAAAUGUAUGUUUGCAUUUACUCGCAUCGUACCGCUGAUACCAUACUCUUCUAUCAUCAGGGUGGUGUCGAUAUCGGCGAUGUUGAUGCCAAGGCUUUGAAAUUGGAUGUGCCCGUCAAUACGGAUCUUUCUUUGGCGGACAUCAACAGCAAGUUACUAACUCAUGUACCCGCCGCUAAAAAAGAACGCGUUGCCAAAUUUGUGUAUGCCUUAUACAAGACCUAUGUUGAUUUGUACUUCACAUAUUUGGAAAUAAAUCCCUUGGUGGUAACCGACAAGGAUUUAUACAUAUUAGAUUUGGCGGCUAAGCUGGACUCAACCGCUGAUUUCAUAUGCCGUCCAAAAUGGGGUGAUAUUGAUUAUCCACCACCAUUUGGCCGUGAUGCCUAUCCUGAAGAGGCAUAUAUUGCCGAUUUGGAUGCAAAGAGUGGUGCUUCCCUUAAGUUGACCAUUCUAAAUCGCAACGGUAGAAUUUGGACUAUGGUCGCUGGUGGCGGUGCUAGUGUCAUUUAUUCCGACACAAUUUGUGAUUUGGGUGGAGCCGCCGAAUUGGCCAACUAUGGUGAAUAUAGUGGUGCUCCUUCGGAACAACAAACCUAUGAGUAUGCAAAAACUAUAUUGAAUCUGAUGACAUCUUCGCCUAAACAUCCCGAUGGUAAGGUAUUGAUCACGGGAGGUGGCAUUGCAAACUUCACAAAUGUAGCUGCCACUUUCCGUGGCAUCAUUACCGCCCUGCGUGAAUUCCAGCCAAAAUUAGUGGAGCACAAUGUUUCCAUUUUUGUGCGUCGUGCUGGUCCCAAUUAUCAAGAGGGCUUACGCAAGAUGCGCGAAUUUGGCAGUACAUUGGGCAUCCCAUUGCAUGUUUUUGGACCCGAAACUCAUAUGACAUCCAUUUGUGGCAUGGCCUUGGGCAAGCGACCCAUUCCAACAACAGCGAAUGCUGAAUUUUCCACAGCCAACUUUUUACUACCAGGCGGCCAAAAUGCCCAGCCUGAAUUGCGUAAUCUAACUGGAGAUACUGGCAAUGAAGGUUUAGGUUCACCCCAACAAUCGAUUAAACUACCACCUAUCUCGGCAGAUGAUAUGAAAUUCAGCAAUAAUGUUGCUGCCCAUGGUGCCGUUAGUACAACACGCAAAUUCUUUACGAACAAAACCAAGGCCAUUGUCUGGGGUAUGCAACAGAGAGCUGUGCAAUCUAUGUUGGAUUUCGAUUUCAUUUGCAGACGAGAUGAACCAUCUGUUGUUGCCAUGGUCUAUCCCUUCACUGGUGACCACAAGCAAAAAUUCUACUGGGGCCAUACGGAAAUCUUAAUUCCUGUCUACAAGAAGAUGUCAGAUGCCAUUACUAAACACAAAGAAGUCGAUGUUAUGGUUAAUUUUGCUUCUUUGCGUUCCGCUUAUGAAUCUACACUGGAAGUAUUGGAGUUCCCUCAGAUUCGUACCGUGGCCAUUAUUGCCGAAGGUAUACCCGAAAAUAUGACCCGUAAAAUGAUAUUGGCAGCCAACAAGAAGGGUGUAGCUAUUAUUGGUCCUGCCACGGUGGGUGGUGUGAAGCCAGGAUGUUUCAAAAUCGGUAACACUGGUGGUAUGUUGGACAAUAUUCUUCACUCAAAACUCUACAGACCUGGUAGUGUCGCUUAUGUCUCAAGAUCUGGUGGUAUGUCCAAUGAGUUGAACAAUAUCAUCUCUAAGGCUACCGAUGGUGUGUUGGAGGGUAUAGCCAUUGGUGGGGAUCGUUAUCCUGGUACCACUUUCAUGGAUCACAUUAUGCGUUACCAAGCUGAUCCUGAUGCCAAACUUUUAGUUCUAUUGGGAGAAGUAGGUGGGACUGAGGAAUAUGAAGUUUGUGCGGCACUUAAGGAUGGCCGUAUUAACAAACCUUUGGUGGCUUGGUGUAUUGGUACCUGCGCUUCCAUGUUUACAUCGGAGGUACAAUUUGGUCAUGCUGGUUCAUGUGCAAAUUCGGAUCGGGAAACGGCCACAGCCAAAAAUAAGGCUCUACGUGAAGCCGGUGCAUAUGUUCCAGAUUCGUUUGAUUCCUUGGGAGAUUUGGUACAACAUGUGUAUGCUGAGUUAGUAAAAACGGGUCGCAUUAAGCCAUGUGAGGAAGUGCCACCUCCAACCGUACCCAUGGAUUACGCUUGGGCCCGUGAAUUGGGUCUUAUUCGCAAACCAGCCAGUUUCAUGACUUCCAUUUGUGAUGAAAGAGGCCAAGAGUUGAUUUAUGCUGGCAUGCCAAUUAGUGAAGUGCUGAACAAAGAUGUGGGUAUUGGCGGUGUUAUUUCAUUGCUGUGGUUCCAGCGUUGCCUGCCUCCAUACGUUUGUAAAUUCUUUGAAAUGUGUCUCAUGGUUACCGCUGAUCAUGGGCCAGCGGUGUCAGGCGCCCACAAUACAAUUGUGUGUGCUCGUGCUGGCAAAGAUUUAGUUUCGUCGGUGGUCAGUGGCUUGUUGACAAUUGGUGACCGUUUUGGUGGUGCCUUAGAUGGGGCUGCCCGCCAGUUCUCCGAAGCAUAUGAUUCUAAUCUGCAUCCCAUGGAUUUCGUUAAUCAAAUGCGUAAGAAUGGUCAGUUGAUUAUGGGCAUUGGUCAUCGUGUCAAAUCCAUAAAUAAUCCCGAUGUGCGUGUGAAAAUCAUCAAAGAAUUUGUCAUAGACAACUUCCCUUCAUGUCCACUACUGAAAUAUGCCUUAGAAGUGGAAAAAAUAACCACAAGCAAAAAGCCCAAUUUAAUUUUGAAUGUUGAUGGUGUUAUAGCCACAUCAUUUGUGGAUAUGCUGCGCAAUUGCGGAUCAUUUACCAGCGAGGAAGCUCAGGAGUAUAUAAAUAUUGGAGCCAUAAAUUCGUUAUUCGUGCUGGGACGUAGUAUAGGUUUCAUUGGCCACUUCAUGGAUCAGAAACGUUUGAAACAAGGCCUUUAUCGCCAUCCUUGGGAUGAUAUCUCCUACGUAAUGCCAGAACAAUUUAAUUAAGCAAUAUGCGGUGUGUCAUAAGGAUACUUUAUUAUCAUCAUAAGCUUCGACACAUCACAAACCAACAGAAUUCUCCAAUGUUAUCCCCUUCUCAUGUCUCAACUCAUUGCUAGGAAAUGUGUAAUACCACAAACAUGUCACAUACUACUUCUACUACUUACUCUUUUCAUUCCUUAUUUUGUGUAAAAUUUCAUUUCUCUAAAAAUUAUUAUUUUUUAUACUUAGCCAUGGCAUUUAAAAUCUUUUUCGCUUGUACGUAAUUUAAUUUUGUCAAAUCGGUUAUUUAUAUAUAUAUAUAUAUAUCUUUAAAAGAAACUCUUUUUUUUAAUAUCCUAUUUGUUUUGAUGAUUAAUAGGAAGAUACUUAAUUGUUUGAUGAUCAACGUUUACACAACAACAACAAAUAUAUUGACAACAUAUUACACAAAUAAAUGUGUAUUAUGUACCCAAAACAAAUAAAUGUAUUGAUAUUAAAGAGAAUUUAUCGUACUAUUCUAUAUAAAAAGAAAGCAAAACAAAACCAUAUAAUUAUUUUAUUAGUUUCUAUACACCACAUUAAAUGUUUCAAAAGUGCACUCGAAAUUUAAAGUACUACAUAUUUUUAAAACAAAAAUAAAACUAAAUGAAUGUAAUUGUUGACUUGCAAAAAAUUAUUAUAUAAUAGAUCAAAUGCACAAAUGUUCAAUAAAUUCAAAACACAAAUCUAUGUCUAUUGCAGCAAAAUGCUAGAGAAGCAAAGCUUACACAAUA
This is a messenger RNA of Stomoxys calcitrans (stable fly), 4267 nucleotides long. RefSeq names its product ATP-citrate synthase (gene ATPCL). Gene Ontology annotation, molecular function: ATP citrate synthase activity. Bases 201 to 3518 code for a protein of 1105 amino acids. Gene Ontology annotation, biological process: citrate metabolic process; tricarboxylic acid cycle; acetyl-CoA biosynthetic process. The record is from RefSeq and is a predicted model, not a curated record. Gene Ontology annotation, cellular component: cytosol. Lineage: Eukaryota; Metazoa; Arthropoda; Insecta; Diptera; Muscidae. The transcript has 9 exons.